Messenger RNA from Lytechinus pictus (painted urchin), 5391 nucleotides. RefSeq names its product protein lin-54 homolog. NCBI's taxonomy places the organism in Eukaryota, Metazoa, Echinodermata, Echinoidea, Temnopleuroida, Toxopneustidae. The record is from RefSeq and is a predicted model, not a curated record. Gene Ontology annotation, biological process: regulation of DNA-templated transcription. The transcript has 11 exons. The coding region runs from base 295 to 2442 and encodes 715 amino acids. Gene Ontology annotation, cellular component: nucleus.
GAAGUGUACAAUUACAAUAGGCCGAAUGGAGAGAAGACCAUUGAUCGGCGCGUGAUUUUGAACAAAUGGAUGGUAACGAUGUCCUCGAUUAAAGUAGGAUUUUCUCAUUAACCAUUUUUCUUAAAUGGCCAGUGAGCAAUACAUGUAUCUGAUUCCUGAAAAAUGUUGAAGGAAAAGGUUGCAAGUAGCUGAUGGCAUUAUAGAGUGCUUGGAAUUCCAGCUUGAGUGCUUGGCAAAAGCGUCAGCAAUCUGCUGAUUAAGUAUACCUUGUCGACAGAGAAUUGAUUGGACAUCAUGGCCGCAAAUGGUGAGAAAACUGCAGGUGAGACGAAUGGCAGUGAGGCCUCAGGAAACAUCCUGAUAAAACCUGAUGGUGGUGAUCACCAAGGCCAAAGUGGCAACCAGUCUGCAGGAACGGUUCGUCUUGUGAGUGGAGCCACAGGUGGAGGUGGCGGUGUCCCACUGCAAGUCCUGACCCCUCAGAUGCUAGCGAGCCUCACACAGCAAGGACUCAUCAUCCAAAAUGACGGCGAUAGCAAAGGAAUCCUGCAAGCCGUCAAACGGGCACUGCCGUCAUCUUCUGCAGAGCAAACUGUAACAAAGGUUGUGAUCACACGCAACCCUGGGCACAAAACGUCCUCAGCGAACGUGUCCGGAACGAACCCUUCGUUUAAAUUGCAAGGUGAUUCCAAGCUGCUGGGGAGUGGGUCGCCCAUUAAGGUCAUAACUGUGUCACAAGGAAGCAACAUUCCAAAGGGUGUGGUCAUUGCAAGCUCACCUAGUAAACAGACUAUCGCUCCAUCAAAUAAGAUAGCACUACCUCCCGUAAAAAGCCCUGGAAAGACAAUCAUGCUCGCGAGUUCCACAACACCGAAAAAGAUUGCACCUGCAUCGAACUCUGGCUCAGUGGGACAGACUAUUUUAGUGAAGGGAAGCAUGGGUUCGACUCCAGGAACAAUCACAUUGAGCUCGGGGGCUGUAGCCAAAGUCAUCAAUGUUAUGAACACAACCGUUGCCUCAUCACAGGUAUCUGGAGUCGCUCCUGGCUCGGCUGUCCCUGUUCAGAUCCACACCGCAGGUCAAGUGCAGCCCCAGCUAGCCCCAGGUGUGACCACCCUCAGACCAGCAGGCAAUCUCCCCGGUCAAGGGAAUGUUCAAGCGGUCAGUAUGCCAGGGAAAUCCUUUCCAAUUGUCCGACUCGUGACCGUAUCAACAAACACCACCACCACUGCAUCACAAGCUAAGCCAGUCAUCCAGCUGGCCAAUGCCAAGCCCAUUGCUCCAGCCCCUGUCAUAGCUCAAGCCCCAACCCCCGCUCAGGCCCAAACCCUCUCUUCCUUGACCACACUGACCUCCACUGGUCAAGUGGGAGGGGCAGCCCCCAGGACUAUCAACAUACCCAUAGCACCGGCUCAGAAUGUCAACAAAGGCACUGCGCAAGGAGGGACUGGUAACCAGCCACGGUUCAUUAUGCCGGCCAAUGCCCAAUUGAAGAUCAUCAAUGCGGGAAAACUAGCACCAGGCACCACGCUGUUAUCGGCAGGCGGCAAUCUACUGCAGAGCUACGCCGUGAUACCGGCUCACUACCUUUCACAGACGACGUCGAGUCAAGCGCAGGUGACCACCCAGUCCAGUUCUUCCUCCUCAUCCUCCCAGUCCAGUAGCACCAGCAACAUCCAGCCAUCACAGCCCCAGCCGGCCCCCAUCAAACACCCCAGCACAGCCAAUAAUGGGAUGUUGGCUGGAGACGGGACUGGAAACAGGCCACGCAAACCUUGCAACUGCACCAAAUCUCAGUGCCUCAAACUGUACUGCGACUGCUUUGCUAACGGGGAGUUCUGCCGCAACUGCAAUUGCAACAACUGCCUCAACAACUUGGAUCACGAAGACGAACGAACCAAGGCGGUCAAGGCCUGCCUGGACAGGAACCCUAUGGCCUUUCACCCCAAGAUAGGCAAGGGGCACAACGGUCAGACGAACAGACGGCACAACAAGGGGUGCAACUGCAAGCGAUCGGGAUGCCUGAAGAAUUACUGCGAAUGCUACGAGGCCAAGAUCCUGUGCUCCUCUCAUUGCAAAUGUGUCGGAUGCAAGAACUUUGAGGAGAGUCCAGAGCGCAAGACCUUGAUGCACCUGGCCGAUGCGGCGGAGGUCCGGGUCCAGCAGCAGACGGCCGCUAGGACCAAGCUCUCCUCACAGCUCCAAGACUACCCAACCAAGACCAGGGAAUUCAGCGAUACAGGAGAGAGGUUACCAUUUUCAUUCAUCACCAAAGAGGUGGCAGAGGCAACGCUCCAGUGUCUGAUGGCUCAAGCCGAUGAGAGCGAGCGAAGUAACCACAGCUCAGCCUAUGCGGAAUCCCUUAUCUUAGAAGAGUUUGGACGAUGCAUACUUCAAGUUAUCCACUCUGCCAGUAAAGCAAAAGGUGUGAAUCCUGAGUAGUGUCUUCCAAGUUCCUAGGAAUUCUCUAUCAGUGUAGAUUCAUCACCAGGGGAGAAUUUCAUCAACGUUUGGUGUCCGACAAGUCAGCUCUGACAGUUUCCUUGAAUUUGAUUGGCUGAGAAGCAAUGUUACUAUGGCAACUGUUGGAUGAAAUAGGGCUUGUGGGAUGCAAAAUGUCCGACAAGUCCUUCCUUGAAAUCCUCCCCAGAUAUCUCCAGUACAGAAUACAUCACGGCAAUUACUGGGCUUGUAUGGUACUAGGGCUCCUUGAACAUAAUUCUUCCACUCAGAGGGGGGUGUUUCACAAAGAUUUAACUGUGACUAAAUGGCACAUGGCAUGAAGCUUGCGAUAAAUUGCAAGUCUAUUUUCAAUCCCUGAAUCAUUCAUCUGUCUUGUAAUUGAUUGUAAAUUUGUGAUCGAUUGCCAAUCUGCUUCUUGCAAGAAGGAGUGUAAUCCGGGGCCGUUUCAUAAAGCUGUUCGCAAGUUAAGAGCGACUUUAAGAACGACUGGUGAUCCUUUCUCGUAAAUGAUAUCCAAAGAAAUGUUCAUUUGCGAUGGUUUAGCGCGUAAGAAAGGUUCACCAGUCGUUCUCAAAGUCGCUCUUAACUUACGAACAGCUUUAGGAAACACCCCACUGGGCCCCAUCUUACAAAGAAUUGCGAUUGAUUCGAUCAAUCACAACUAUGGACGGCCAGCAACAUCAACAUCUAUUAUGCAUCUUUCUUCACAAUAUUUUCCAACUAUGAUGUAUAUUGAAGCAUUCAUUGUUUCCUUCCACUGUGCUUCUCUUUGUUUACGAAGGACAUUGUGCAAAUUUCCUGUAGAAAAAAUUAUGACACUGAUGGAUUUCCAUAAAAUUAUAACUGAUUGGAUCAAUCGUAACUCUUUGUAAGGUGGGGCCCUGAUUUGCUACAGCUAAAAUUGGUCUAUUGUAAAAUAACAAGCAAACAUUUGCAAUUGAUUGCAAAUAUUUUCUUGCAACACCCCCUUAGAGUCAUGCUUAAAUGCUGAUGUGCUCAUGAUAUUCAACGCACAAUCUUUGCUUGAUUUGACCUACGUGGUGAUGCCUUUCAUAUCGCACGCAACUUGGAUUUCAAUUGCGACUCUGAGUCACACUUAACUCUUCUGUGAAACACCCCCCAGGUCUCGCUUCAUUCCUACGGUGGUGGAAAGUACAGUAUCUUUCUAAAUGCUCAUGUACAGUUUUGAUAGGAAAAAGAAUUUUGGUGUGAAAGUGAUAAGUAGAGGCUCACAUUGCCGUGUGCGAAAGCUAGAUGUGAGAUCAACCAAAAAUUUGCUUAUGAGAUCUGUUCAACACAUUUUAGUUUUGAAUUGAGGAAACCAUGUAAGGUUUGCUAAUAUAACCUAUGCUAAAUUCCCUCAAGCUGACCAAUACCUGCAUUAUGAUAACUUGCAACACACUCAUGCUUAAAUAACCUCUAAUUGGAGUAUAUUUCGUUUUGUACGUAGGCUGGGUAAAUUCAUAUUGAGGAUUUUAUUCUUUCUUAAAUUACACUCAUUAUCAUACCCUUUGUAUUCAUUCUAUGAAAACAUUCAAGGCAACGUCUACCCCUGCAUCAAGUUUGAUAACAUAUCGAAAAAUCAAAGCAUGAAAUUGACAAAUCUCAAUAUUUCUGGGUAUAAAAUAAGAAAAUAAGAAUGAGAGAGAUGGUGACAAUGUAUUUCAUUGCAUGAAAUAUUCAACACUUCAAAUAUUUUCUCUGAUAAUUUUACAUGGAUGGACUUCACUGUUAAGAUGUUGAAGCAUUGAUGAUUCAAUAAAGGGCUGCUUUAUUUUGUAUCAGGGGCCCGUUGCAGAAAGAGUUGCAAUCAGUCGCAACUCUAAAAAUCAUGUGCAACUUGAUUUUCAACCAAUCAACAGCACGCAUUUGGGACUUGCGAUUGAUUUUUUGGCUUGCGUUUAAACGCAACUCUUUCUGCAACGGGCCCCUGAUCUGCAUAAAAUGACAACUACGUUGUGUACUAGCAUAUAAUGAAAUGCAAAAGAAAUAGUGUGUGUAACGUCAUUGGCUCCUUCAUUUGCAUAUCACCCUUGUGUAUAUCACUGUUAUGUGAAAUCAAGCAAAACUUUUAAAGCCUGGCUCACAUUACACUGGUUUUUUAAAGAAAAUGUAUUAGCACAUGAUUAGAUCAUUCCAAUCUAUAAAGUCUUAAUCAAAAUUCCAAAUAGCUGAUGAAUACUGAAAUCAAACUUUCAGCCUGUUUUGAGACUGCCUGCAGGAAUAAAAGGAAAAUUCAAUUCUAAAUUGUAAUGAUGUCAUCAUCGGCUGCGGCAACAAGCUGAUUUGGACUUUACUCCGGCCCCGAGGCUUUCAGCAAAGCAUAUUUCUUUUUUUUUUGUAGUAGUAUUUUAAGCAUUGUGCCACACUUAAAUAACACAACUUUACUUCUUGUAAUUGUCACAUUUAAUGCAAAAUGCCCGGGGGGGCCACUUACAUUGACGAGUGGAUACCAUGCGCGACCAAAAAAACACGUAAAAAGGAUGUCUUUUUCAAGAUAGGGCACGUUACAUACUGUACGUAACGUGAUAAGGGUGUCAAAAACACUAAAAUAAUGAAAAAAGGGUAUCUAUUUUCGCUAGGAAAGCUACGUGUUUAAGGUCAAAUUUGCGAGGGUGUAAAAAAAUUGAGACUAAAAUUUUUUAUAAAGGAUGUACUUUUGCCCAAAGAGUCAACACUACGUGUUUAGAGUUCGAUUUGGGCGAGAUGUGGGAGGUGGGGCUGUACUACACCCAAUGAUGUGGGUGAAGGUAGGCCGACGUCCGUGACAACAAUAAAAAUAUUGCUGUACUUGUUUAGGGGGUCAAUUCAGGGAACUUGCCAAGAGUAUCGUUUUGUUUCCAAUACUUGUUAAGGGUAUGGUUUCACACGCCAAUACUUGCAUUUUCAGAAAAUGGAAAAUACGUGUUUAGGGUGCUUUUCGCGACC